ACACAAAUCUCCCCAAACGUAAAUGGAUCUCUCAGACAUAGCCAAGAAGCUUGACCUCUCCGACUCCAAGCAAGUCGUCCGCAGAGCCGCCGAACUCCGCCGCCUCUGCGACAUUCAGUUCGAUUCUUCCGUCAUCGGCGUCGGCGAGGUGUGCAAGGCAGUGAUCUGCUUAGAAAUAGCAGCGACAAGGUCGGGGAUUUUGUUUGAUCGGCACAAGGCGGUAAAGGUUAGUGGGAUGUCGGAGAAGGCUUACACUAGAUCCUUUAAUUCAUUGCAGAACGGCCUCGGCGUCAAGAAUAAAUUGGAUGUUAGAGAAUUGGCGAUUCAGUUUGGGUGUGUUCGGAUCAUUCCUUUUGUCCAAAAGGGUUUGUCGCUUUACAAGACUCGGUUUCUGGCAUCAUUGUUGCCUUCGCGGCGGGCAGGCGCUGACUUCACUCGGCCUGUGUUUGUAGCUGUAGCAUUCUAUUUGUGUGCAAAGAAACAGAAGCUAAAAGUAGACAAGAUUAAAUUAAUUGAGCUCAGUGGUACUUCUGAAGCUGAAUUCUCUUCGGUUUCUGUUUCUAUGAAGGACUUGUGCUUUGAUGUUUUUGGGACCGAAAAGGAAAAGAAAGAUCCCAAGGAUAUCAAGGGGAACCGAGAACUUCUUGAUGUUUUGCCAGAAAAAAGGAAACUUGAGGAUGGUGGUUAUUCAUCUGAUGAAGGAUGUGAGCCUUCAAUGUAUAAAAAACGCAAAACAAUGGACAAGCAGGCGUAUGAGAGUUGGAAGAAAACUGUUGUUGCAUCCAAUAAACAAACCAAGGCAAAAGUUCUUUCCAAGCGCACCACACAAAUCGGCCUAAGCUUCUUUCUGAAGAAAGCACCUGAUACUCAGAAUUUGGGGGCUACUUAGUACACAUAUUUCUCUUCUUUUGUCCAACAAUGAAGGACAUACUUCAUAAAGAAAAACAAAAAGAAAAAAGAACAGAUUCUGUAAUCCCCAUUUUGUGAAAUCUCUACAGCUAUUGCAAGUUUACAACUGACAAUGUGUAUGGAACUGAAGUUUCAUCUUUCAUUUCAGCCCUUUUGGGUAAUGAAAUUAUACAACUAGUACCCCAAAUGCAUUCAUGUGACUUCAGAACUUGGCAACAGUCUUGCAUUGAUGAU
Argentina anserina (silverweed cinquefoil) is the source of this 1143-nucleotide messenger RNA. Its product is annotated as origin of replication complex subunit 6. The record is from RefSeq and is a predicted model, not a curated record. NCBI's taxonomy places the organism in Eukaryota, Viridiplantae, Streptophyta, Magnoliopsida, Rosales, Rosaceae. Gene Ontology annotation, biological process: DNA replication; DNA replication initiation. Gene Ontology annotation, cellular component: nuclear origin of replication recognition complex. The transcript is spliced from 10 exons. Bases 23 to 889 code for a protein of 288 amino acids. Gene Ontology annotation, molecular function: DNA binding.